UCCUGUAGUGACAGUUUCCUAUUUGUGCAUGAAGUGUUGACAUUGUGUACGAAUGUCCCGAACAUUGCGACAUCGGUAUUGAUUUGUCAGAUGAGCAUGUUUUUUAUGGCGCAUUCUCCGUCGACUGUAUCGAGGGAAGUCGUGUGAGCUGUGAGAAUCGAGAGCGUUCUGGAAGUCGAAUCGCUUCGCUUUAACAUUCGUCAACAAAAAUGUUGGUUUCGAGGAGGAACAGAGCAGCUCUAUAAGCUUGGAGUUGACGUGCUUGCCAGGGGUGGAGGGCAUGGCCUGGUCAGGCAGAGUAUUCCUCCAAACAACUUGCUUCCGUGUUUGAAAGCGAUCGGGUUCGGCGAGACUGACGAUGGCAGCGUCCAAGACCGACGUCAGAACUGGACCGACGGUCAACAAGAACGAGGACAUAACACACCUCAUUGACCUCUUUUCCAAGAAUCAAUACAGAGCAAAAGAUGUCACCCCCCAGAUGGAUUCAGUGGAAAAGCGCUGUUUGGAUUUGUUUGCCAGGGACUACAAGUACAGCAUCAUCCACAACGUCAAUGGAGAAGUCUGCGGCCACUACCCUCGACAGAUUGUUUUUCUGGAGUACGAGUCCACAGAUGUAGAGAGAGAUGGGUUUGAAAGCUCAGUGGAGAUUGGCAAACUGCAGGACCUGGUGAACAAGAGUAAGCUGGCACGCUGCCGUGGUAGAUUUGUCUGUCCUGUCAUCCUCUACAAGGGAAAGCACAUUUGCCGGUCUUCUACACUGGCUGGCUGGGGGGAACUGUAUGGACGGACUGGCUAUAACUACAUCUUCUCAGGGAAAAAUGAACAGACCUGGGCACCGUCUCAGGAGGUCCCUCAGGAUGGCAUCCCAGUGAGGAAUGGCGACUCACAGCUGUUUGACAAAGUCCGAGGCCAUGAUAUUCAACUUCUUCGUUACCUGUCAGUCAGCCACAUCUGUGACCUCAUGGUGGAGAACAAAAAGGUUAAAUUCGGCCUGAAUGUCACCUCCUCUGAAAAGGCAGAUAAAGCCCAACGCUAUGCAGACUUCACCUUGCUCUCUGUGCCAUACCCAGGUUGUGAGUUUUUCAGGGGCUACAAAGACCAGGACUACGCAGCUGAGGGACUAGUGUUCAACUGGAAUCAGGAUUAUGUGGAUGCACCUCUGACCAUCCCAGACUGCCUGAGCCAAAGCCUGAACAUUGACUGGACUCAGUAUCAGGCAUGGGACCUGGUAGAGCAGACCCAAAACUACCUGAGGCUACUAUUGCAUAUCAUUAACUUUGAUGAUGAAAAUGGGCUCUUGGUCCAUUGUAUAUCAGGCUGGGAUCGAACCCCUCUCUUUGUGUCCCUCAUCAGACUUUCCCUCUGGGCGGAUGGGACAGUACAUGCCACCCUUGAUCCUUCAGAGAUCCUGUAUCUAACCAUUGCAUAUGACUGGUUCCUUUUUGGUCACAUGCUUCCAGAUCGUCUUUCUAAGGGAGAAGAGAUUUUCUUCUUUUGCUUCAAUUUUCUGAAGCACAUAGUCUCUGAAAACUUCUCUGCAAUUCGAAGACAGAGAAGGAAGAACUCUCAUUUAAAAGACUGUGAUUUCACGAUGGAGGACCUCUGUCAGUUAAAUCUGAAGGAUUAUGGCAGUGUGAGCAGCCUGAGCAGCGACUUCUCUCUCAGCACUGAAGAUGGAGUGGCCCCGGGCUUCACGGGUGACAUCGGUGACCGAUCCACCAAUCAGAAUCAGGUUAUCAAUUGGCGUAAGGACACUACCUCCUCCCCCCAGAUGGUUGUUUGGAACAAACUGAGCAACUUGGAUGAGCAGUCGUCUGUGAUGUUCAGCGAGGCCAAGUCUUCCAGCUCCUCCUCCUCCAACCAAUCUGAACACGUGCUCACACACACCGGCAGCAGCCCCUUAGCAGUUCCUGGGAGACGAGUGACCUCUGACUCCGGUCGGCCUGGCUCCUCCGUCUCAACAGAGUAUGGAAGCUGGCAGAUCGUCUCUGGCUGUGGCAGCAUCCAUGAUGCCACUCACCUCCCGCCUUCUUUGGCCUCUUCAGCCUCUUGUGCAGUUGCCACUGAGUCACCAGUGUCCGACAACUUUCCGGAUGACAGACCGAGCAGACAAAUGUUUCCCUUCACCACUCGACGUCAGGCCCGUCUGGAAGCUGUGCGGGAAAUCUUCCUGGCAGCCUACAGCUCCACUGUGGGUCUCAAGUCUGCCAUCCCCGGCCCAGCGGGCGCCAUCACUGGCCUGCUGGAGCACUUUGCUAGAGGGGUCGGUCUGCGAGGCACCAACUCUAUUGUCUGAUCCCCUGCUUGGUGGCACGCUCUGUGUGAGUCUCUCAGGGGGCAAAGAGGUGCAUCGGAUAAAUCCAGGAGUCCCAAAUCCAGACGCAUUUCUACGUGUUUCCUGGUGGGAAAGAUGGAAAUGAUCCAGGUUUACAUGUGUCCCUCAAACUGAGAAGCUCAAGUGUGUCGACAUGUUUUGAUUUUGUUUGGAUGGAAUGUUUGCACACUUUCUCUGAAUCCUCCAUUUUCACUGUCUAUGCAAUUUACUCCCGGACACUUUUGACAUCAUUUUUCUUUUUCUUUUUCUUUUUUUUUUUUUUAAAGUCUCAACCUUUUUAAACAGAUUCGAUGCAUCCUUCAGCUCAUGCGAGCUGGAAAUGUUUUUGUAAUUCAUUUUUAAAUGUCAGUCUGCCGAGGUUUUAAUUCAUCACACCGUUUGUGAUCGCGUCUGUUGAGCUGGGACUUUGUGAAGUUCUUCAAAUCACAUGGUUUGGUGGUGAAAUUGUGAAUAACAUUGUGAUGACCUAAA
Molecule: messenger RNA, 2806 nt
Organism: Synchiropus splendidus (mandarinfish)
Lineage: Eukaryota; Metazoa; Chordata; Actinopteri; Syngnathiformes; Callionymidae
Gene: mtmr14
Product: myotubularin related protein 14
Exons: 19
Coding region: 359-2296 (645 amino acids)
Biological process (GO): dephosphorylation
Molecular function (GO): phosphatidylinositol-3-phosphate phosphatase activity
Source: RefSeq, a predicted model, not a curated record